This is a messenger RNA of Papilio polytes (common Mormon), 2498 nucleotides long. It is a transcript of the gene Elp2, whose product is annotated as probable elongator complex protein 2. Gene Ontology annotation, molecular function: protein binding. Bases 107 to 2476 code for a protein of 789 amino acids. Lineage: Eukaryota; Metazoa; Arthropoda; Insecta; Lepidoptera; Papilionidae. Gene Ontology annotation, cellular component: elongator holoenzyme complex. Gene Ontology annotation, biological process: tRNA wobble uridine modification. The transcript has 12 exons. The record is from RefSeq and is a predicted model, not a curated record.
CAUGUCAAUAUAAAAUAUAACCUAAAACAUUUUUAAACAACAAAAAUUUACAAAGCAAACAGUAAAAUAUUACAUUCACCAUUAUUUUCUGUUAAAAGCGUUUAAUAUGAAAGUUAACAUCGAAGAGAUUUACACGUCAGUUGCUUGUAAUCGUAUUCCAGAAAUAGUUGACUGGAAUAAUGGCGGUAUUGUUUGUUUCGGAGCUACUAAUGCUGUUGUUAUUUACGAUACGGAAGAAAAAGGAAAAAACCCCCUAAAAGUGUUCAGUCACCACAAAUCUAAAGUUAACUCAGUAAAAUGGAUUUGCAAACAAAAUGGUGGUUGUACUGAGUUUGUGUCUUGCUCUGCGGAUAAAACUGCUGCUAUAUGGAGUCUGGUGGAUGGAGUAUGGAAGGUUACAAGUUCUCUAAUUGGUCACACAGAUGGUGUUACUUGUAUUCACAGUAUUUAUACCAAUGGAGAAGAUUUGGUUGUGUACACUGGGUCUAUAGACUCCACAGUUAAAGUUUGGGAACGGACCAAUGGUGUGGUAUCUCUUAAACAAACAAUAAAUCUAAAUUCUGGGCUAUGUCUGACGCUGCAUGCACACAAGUUGCCAGCAGUCAAUCAGCCAGUUCUGUUCUGUGCGCUGGAUGACCAUAAGAUACACCUGUUUGCUGGUGAGGAGUAUCACAGAGUGCAUGUACUGGUAGGACAUGAGGACUGGGUACGGGGACUUGAUGUUUUAGAUGUUGAUGAAAGUUCAGUGUUGCUAGCAUCAGCAUCACAAGACACGUACAUCCGUUUGUGGAGGAUAUUUCUACAUACAGAAGUAGAGACCACAACUGAGAUACGAGUAGAACAGAAACUCUUCAAUGCUUAUGAAAAAGAUUGGUCAGUGAAGCUGGAAGCAGUUCUAGCUGGACAUGAAGGCUGGGUGUACGGAGUGCAAUGGCAUCCAAUGAAGUAUGAUCCAAAUACCAAAAGAAAUGUGCCAGUGUAUCGUUUAUUAUCAUCAUCUCUUGACAAAACCCUGAUAAUUUGGGAGCCGGAAUCAUCAGAGUUGGGGGAAGGGGCGUGGGUGGAGCGCGUACGCGUGGGCGAGGUGGGGGGCAAUGGCUUGGGCUUCUAUGGCAGUUGCUUCGGACCCAAUGGAAAAUCUUUCCUCGGACAUGGCUAUAAUGGAUCUUUUCACAUCUGGAAAUUGAAUGAGGAGUCUGGUGAGUGGGAGCCUUGCGCGGUGUGCGGCGGCCACUUCGGGGCGGUAGAGGACGCGCGCUGGGAGCCCCGCCACGGCCGGUACCUUCUCAGCGUCAGCGCGGACCAGACCACCAGGCUACAUGCACCAUGGACCAGACCUGAUGGGAGCGUGCGGUGGCACGAGACGGCGCGGCCGCAGGUGCACGGCUACGACAUGGCGGCGCUGGCGCCGCUCUCCGCCACAGCCUUCGCCUCCGCCGCAGAGGAGAAGGUCAUCCGAGUGUUCCAGGCACCUCACAACUUCCUGCAAAACUUUCAUAAUAUUGUCGGUGAAAAGUUGGUGGAGGAGGAAAUUGGUGGUCCUGAGGGAGCUUCAGUUCCUUCCUUGGGCCUGUCCAACAAGGCGGUGUUUAACGGAGAGCUGGGAGACACUGGGAACAAAGAAGAUAACGACGGCUACUUUGUUCCUGUCCAAUUAAACGCGCCCCCCAGCGAGGAGGUGCUGAUGCAAAACACACUGUGGCCGGAGCAGCGCAAGCUGUACGGGCACGGCCACGAGGUGUACGCGCUGGCCGCAGCCCCCGCAACCCCCGGCGCCCCCACCGCGACACUCCUCGCCUCCGCCGCGCGCGCCAACACACAAGAACACGCCGCUGUCAUUAUAUGGGAAACGACAAACUGGCAACAAAUACAGAAGCUAGUAUCUCAUACGUUGACAGUAACCCAGCUUGCGUUCUCACCGGACAGCAAGCAGCUACUGUCAGUGUCCCGCGACCGAAAGUGGACCUUAUAUCAACGGGAGCAAGGCACAGAUACGUUUGUGAUGUCGGCGUGCACAGACAAGAGUAAUGGAGUUCAUACGAGGAUCAUCUGGUGUUGUGCCUGGGCUAUGGAUGGGGAGGUAUUCGCUACAGGGUCUAGAGAUGGCAAGGUUUGUGUGUGGCAUAAAACGGACCAAUUAAGUGCAACAUCAUUGAGGUACCAUAGCCUUUGUGGGAAGCCACUGGAACUAGUUAACACGUCUGUGACAGCGAUCGACUUUGCACCAUUCACAGUCGACGAUAAACGGAUACUUGCUACAGGUUUUGAAUCUGGUGUAAUCAGGAUAUACAGCUUUUGUAUCGAUGGAUGGUGUUUGUUAAAAGAAUUGGAUAAUAGUGCUGCUCAUCAUUUAACUGUUAAAAGGCUAAUGUUCAAUCCUAAAAUAAAGGAAAGUGAAUCCAACAAAAGGGCACUACUGGCGAGCUGCGGAAGUGACAACUUUGUAAGGAUACACAAUGUUAUUGUAUCUGUUUAGAAAUAAAUAUAAUUUUUGUUAA